Molecule: messenger RNA, 1242 nt
Organism: Oncorhynchus kisutch (coho salmon)
Lineage: Eukaryota; Metazoa; Chordata; Actinopteri; Salmoniformes; Salmonidae
Product: ras-related protein Rab-33B-like
Exons: 3
Coding region: 273-1052 (259 amino acids)
Biological process (GO): Rab protein signal transduction
Molecular function (GO): GTPase activity; GTP binding
Source: RefSeq, a predicted model, not a curated record
CCUUCUUCUCGCGAGAUUUAUUACGGCGCUGUCAGAUACGUGGCCACGGGCCAAGAAGUUGCAGCAGGGGACUUUCUAAACUCUCCGCUCCUUCCACAGACAAUGACAACCAGGGAGAGUUUAUAGCAUAGCCGGCGAGUUGCCAUUAACUUUGCCGAGGGAGUUCUCUGCCACGUUUAUAUAACGUUAAAGACCUCGACAUAACAUAUUGGCUUGUUGGGAGUAGUUGGAGAAGCCUAGAUCUCACUCUUUAAUUUGAGUUUUUACGCGAUAUGGAAUCAUCCCUGGAGUUCUCAAACUCUUUCACCAGUGUGUCUUCGCCCUCCGCGCGGUGUCGGAUCUUCAAGAUCAUCGUGAUCGGAGACUCCGGUGUCGGUAAGACCUGUCUCACCUACCGGUUCUGUGCCGGUGAGUUCCUCGACCGAACCGAAGCCACCAUCGGUGUCGAUUUCCGUGAGAGAUUGGUCGAGGUCGAAGGCGAGAAAAUCAAGCUCCAGCUAUGGGACACGGCGGGCCAGGAGCGUUUCAGGAAGUCGAUGGUCCAGCAGUACUAUCGGAACGUUCAUGCUGUUCUCUUCAUCUACGACGUCACCAGACCAGACAGCUUCAGAGGCCUGCCAGCCUGGAUAGAGGAGUGUAGAAGGUACUCACUGGGACAGGAGAUAACCAGGUUCCUCGUGGGCAACAAGAGCGACCUCCGUGACACCUGCAGCUGUGACCCCGGCUCCAUCAAGGUCGAAGGUCAGGUGACACGGGAUCAGGCCCAGAAGUUUGCAGUUGCACACGGGAUGAUUCUGUUUGAAACGUCUGCUAAAAGCCUCCCUGGAGGAGGAGGAGGAGGAGGAGAACCAGGAGGGGGGCAUCAGGACAGCGUGGAGGAUGUGUUCAUGGCCCUGGCCUCCAGGCUGAAGAGACAGACCAGACCUCCUCCCCCGGUUCUCAACAACACAGGAGUGUCUGGGUCCUAUUGUGGGUCCUAUACAGGGACAUCUUCUUUCAGACUGCCAGCCAAGAAGAACCCUCAGAAAGACUUCUGGACAUGCACCUGUUGAGAGAGGCAGGGUGAGAAGAGGGAUGGAGGGAGGGGGAGUGGGAACAGGGGAAUUUAGGGUGCCCACCAAGAACUCAGAGAAAGCCUUCUGGACAUAUACCUGAAGGAAGGAAGGAAGGGAGAAGUCCUCUCUGAUCAAGCAUCUAUAUCAGUGGAGGCUGGUGAGGGGAGGACGGCUCAUAAUAAUGGCU